Molecule: messenger RNA, 1885 nt
Organism: Ceutorhynchus assimilis (cabbage seed weevil)
Lineage: Eukaryota; Metazoa; Arthropoda; Insecta; Coleoptera; Curculionidae
Source: the annotation of a GenBank genome assembly
CGAACAUCGACGAAGCUGCCCGAUUCCUUCGGGAAUACGACGCCGAAGCUUCGAACAUGUGCUUUCGGGUAAGUUCGGCCCAGUGGGCGUAUUCCACGAACAUGACCGACUUCAAUAAAAGAAGAAUGAUCGAAGAACAAACUUUGAAAGCGAAAUUCGACAAGGUGUCGUGGAGAAAAGCGACGGAAUUCGAUUGGACGCGGAUGCCGGAUCCGACUGUCCGACGCCAGCUGCGCAUGCUCGCCACCAAAGACCGCGUCGCUUUGUCCGACGAAAAAUACAACGAAAUUCACCAUCUGAUUUCGGAAAUGAAAGACGCGUACGCGCACGUCAGAAUUUGCGACGCCGCCGCGUCACGCUGCGACUUCGACCUGACGGACGCGCAGCGCUUCAUGGCGCAAACGCGCGACGCUGCGUCGCUACGUCACACCUGGCUCCAAUGGCACGACGCCAUUGGCCCGCGCGUGCGCAACAAGUUCAUGCGCUACGUCGACUUGGCCAAUCAGGCGGCGCGUCUGAACGGUUUUUCAGACGCGUCCGAAGCAGCAGACACCGUCUACGAAGACGCGCGUCUGCAAGACGAGCUGGCGCAGACGUUUGGACGGAUUUUGCCGCUCUAUAAGGAAUUGUUUGCGUAUGUCCGGUCGAAGUUGUACGUAGCGUACGGGCCGGAUGUUGUGCGGAUUGACGGACCGUUGCCUGCGCAUCUUUUAGGAAACAUGUGGGCGCAGGAGUGGAGCCGGAUUUACGAUUUGGUCGUGCCGUAUCCGGAAUUUGACAAAUUUGACGUCACUGGUGAAUUGUUGCGGCAAGGAUAUACGCCUUUGAGAAUUUUCCAAAUGGCCGAAGAAUUUUACACGUCGCUCGGGCUGAAACCGAUGCCGCCCGAAUUUUGGCGAUCGUCGAUGCUCGAGAGGCCGAAGUCGAGAGAGGCGCAGUGCACGGCCAGCGCUUGGGAUUUUUGCAACCGGAUCGAUUACAGGAUAAAACAAUGCACCGAAGUCGAUAUGGAAAAUUUCGCCACCGCCCACCACGAGAUGGCGCACAUCGAGUACUACUUGCACUACUCCGAACAGCCGUUUUUGUUCAGAGACGGCGCUAAUCCAGGAUUUCACGAAGGCUUUGCCAACUCGAUCCUGCUGUCAGUUGUCAAUCCGACUCAUUUGUACCGAGUCGGCCUGAUGAACUCGAACGGAUCAGAAACGUCGUACGAGCAAAACAUCAAUUUUCUGAUGCUGCAAGGGCUCAGAAAAAUCGCCUACGCCCCUUUCGCCUACAUGAUGGACCAAUGGCGUCACUUAGUUUUCGGCAGUCCGGACGGUGUCGCGCGCAUGAACUCCGACUGGUGGAGCCUGCGCCUGCGCCUCCAGGGCAUCGUGCCGCCGUCGCGACGCCCCGAAAACGGCUUCGACGCCGCUUCAAAACGGCACGUACCUUUCGAUAUACCUUACGUCCAGUACUACGUGGCGCUACUGGUCGAAUUUCAAAUAUUUAAAUCGGCGUGUCGCGCCACUGACCACCGCGGCCCUUUGCACCUGUGCGACAUCUACCGGUCGAGGGAGGCGGGAAGGAUUUUGAGCGAAGUGCUGCGCAUGGGCAAAGCACGCCAUUGGAAAGAGGUUCUGGCAGUUUUGUCCAGAGGCGGCGCAGACGGGGAACUUUCGGCCGAGCCGCUACUGGAAUAUUUUGAGCCUCUCUUCGAUUGGCUGCGAACGGCCAAUAGGAAAGAGCCCGUCAUCGGUUGGAUGUCGAAAAGGGAGGAUUUUGCCCUUUAUCGACCCCUAGUUGGCGCCACUGGAGCGCGUAUUUGGAUGAAUUAUCGUUUUUUGUUUGUUUUAUUUGUAAUUUUUUUUAUUAUUUAGAAAUAAAGAAAUAUCAAAAUCAA